Messenger RNA from Morone saxatilis (striped sea-bass), 1388 nucleotides. It is a transcript of the gene drd1a, whose product is annotated as dopamine receptor D1a. Gene Ontology annotation, cellular component: membrane. The record is from RefSeq and is a predicted model, not a curated record. The transcript has a single exon. Gene Ontology annotation, biological process: adenylate cyclase-activating adrenergic receptor signaling pathway. Bases 12 to 1130 code for a protein of 372 amino acids. Gene Ontology annotation, molecular function: G protein-coupled receptor activity. NCBI's taxonomy places the organism in Eukaryota, Metazoa, Chordata, Actinopteri, Moronidae.
CAUGUUCAGGGAUGGAUCUCAUGAACUUCACGACUGUCAUUGACAAUGGGUUUUUGGAAGAGGCUCCUUCGAGCCGCGUCCUAACUGGCUGUUUCCUCUCGCUGCUCAUCCUCACCACCUUGUUGGGAAACACGCUUGUCUGUGCCGCAGUCACCAAGUUUCGACAUCUGCGCUCCAAGGUGACCAACUUUUUUGUGAUCUCGCUGGCCGUGUCAGACCUCUUGGUUGCCAUCUUGGUGAUGCCGUGGAAGGCGGUAACAGAGAUCGCUGGAUUCUGGCCGUUCGGCUCUUUCUGUGACACCUGGGUGGCUUUUGACAUUAUGUGCUCCACGGCGUCCAUCUUGAACCUUUGUGUGAUAAGCUUGGACCGCUACUGGGCCAUCUCCAGCCCCUUUCGCUAUGAGAGGAAGAUGACACCUAGAGUGGCGUAUGUGAUGAUCAGUGUGGCCUGGACGCUGUCCGUCCUUAUAUCCUUUAUCCCGGUGCAGCUCAACUGGCACAAGGCCCAAACUAAACCUUACACCCCUCUCACUGGGUCCUCUGGCUCUUCAGGUUUGAACGCUUCAUCUUACCGUAGCCCGGAGAACUGUGACUCGAGCCUGAACAGGACCUACGCCAUCUCCACCUCUCUCAUAAGCUUUUAUAUCCCUGUGAUCAUCAUGGUGGCCACCUAUACCCAAAUCUACCGCAUCGCCCACAGACAAAUCAGGAGGAUCUCGGCCCUGGAGCGAGCGGCUGAAAAUGCCAAGAACAGGCACGACAGCAUGGGCGGAGGCUCCAGCAUCGCAGAGUCAGAGAGCUCUUUCAAAAUGACAUUCAAGAGGGAGACCAAGGUGCUGAAGACACUGUCGGUGAUCAUGGGGGUGUUUGUGUGCUGCUGGCUACCAUUCUUCAUCCUCAACUGCAUGGUGCCCUUCUGCGAGCAGUCGAGCGGAGGGGAGGCCUUCCCCUGCAUCAGCCCCACCACGUUUGACGUGUUCGUGUGGUUCGGCUGGGCUAAUUCCUCCCUCAACCCCAUCAUCUAUGCCUUCAAUGCAGAUUUCCGCAAGGCCUUCUCCAUCCUGCUGGGCUGCCACAGACUGUAUCCAGGAGGCCACAAUAUAGAGACAGUCAGUCUAAACAAGAAAUGACUCAUGACUCUCUCACAGCACUGACUCAUCCUUAAUGCUAAGAGUCCAAGCGUUCCUGUACAGGCCGGUCUGAUCGACUUCAAACGAGGACGCUGCUCUCUGUGCUGACUCUUAGUGUGACUGAAGGAUACGGUGACCCCAUAUGUACCCGUGUUUGCAUUACGCGAGUGGCCCGUGUGCAGACUGUCAGAGUGAGCUUGCCGUGCUCGCCGUGGUCGACUACACUGUCUUCAAAUGGAAGAAACUCCUGAAAGAGGA